AGGCCGCCGGGCCCCGCGCGCCAUGAACGCCAAGCGCAGCGAGAGCGACUGGCAGGGGCUGGUGAGCGAGUACCUGAUAUCUAAAAGGAAGCUAGAAAGUAAGAAGGAAGCGUUGCUGAUCCUUUCCAAGGAACUAGACACGUGCCAACAGGAAAGGGACCAGUACAAGCUGAUGGCAAAUCAACUCCGGGAAAAACACCAAUCCCUGAAAAAGAAGUAUCGGGAACUGAUUGAUGGGGAUCCAUCUCUUCCUCCUGAGAAAAGGAAACAGGCCAAUCUUGCUCAGCUUCUGAGUGAUUCUCGGGAUCGAAAUAAGCGUCUAGGAGAAGAAAUCAAAGAACUUCAGCAGAGGCUAGGAGAAGUACAAGGAGACAAUAAGCUCCUCAGAAUGACGAUAGCCAAACAGCGGCUUGGAGAUGAGGAAGUCGGGGCACGUCACUUUGCACCCCAUGAGCGGGAAGACCUCGUCCAGCAGUUGGAGAAAGCACGAGAACAAAUUGAGACUUUGCAACAUGAUCUUCAAGCAACCUUGGAUGAUCUUCAGGAUAUAAAAGAAGAGCGUUCUUUUUACCAAGACAAAUCUGACAGAUUAAACCAAGAGCUGAACCAUGUUCUCGGGGGACACAUCAACCGCAUUAUUGAUGUCGAUGCUCUCUGUAUGGAGAACAGAUACCUUCACGAGCGAUUAAAGCAAAUUCAAGAAGAGGUCAACCUUCUAAAAUCAAACAUUGUGAAGUAUAAGAACGCUUUAGAGAGAAGGAAAAAUUCCAAGACUAAUAGUAAGUCAAAUAGCAGUGCACUAACGGGAGUCCUUUCUGCAAAGCAAGUCCAAGAGUUGUUAUCAGAAGAUCAUGGUUGCAGCCUACCAGCCACACCCCAAUCCAUUUCUGAUCUUAAAUCUUUAGCUACUGCUUUACUGGAGACAAUCCAUGAGAAAAACAUGGUCAUUCAGCAUCAGAGGCAAACAAACAAAAUUCUAGGUAAUCGUGUAGCAGAAUUGGAAAAAAAGUUGAGAACCUUAGAAGUCUCUGGUUUGUGGAGUCUUCCAGGCCUGAGCUACAAUGUCUCAGUGGGAUUUGGGAGUGGCAAGGAUACUAUCACAUUCAGUGACCCUGCUCUUCCAGUUAUCCAAAGGUCUCAGUCGCCCUUGCUAACUUUCACUGAUAAGCCACAAGAGAAGAAAGAAGGUGGACCGGCAAGGGAACUGGAAGAACCCUGUGCUGUCAAAACAGAUGUGAUGUUUCCAAAGAAAAUAGCCCCAUCUUCUGAUGAAUCGUGCACCCACCAAAACAACUGUAACAAACCCAGUCAUUUUCAUCGGUCAUUACCCCGGUUUCCUUCUGACGAAGACAACGCAAAUAGGGUUGGGAAUGAGAUCAUUAAGCUGACAGAAGUAGAGGCAGCUGCAGAGCUGGAAGAGACCAGAGCACAAUGCCGGACCGAGAGCCAGAUGGCAGGUCAGCCAGAGUUCAGCAGCUUCUCUGAAGGAGAGUCUCCCUCCUCCAGCCCUCAGCCCUCUGACUCCACGGAGUCAGGCAAUGCAGAUGAAAAUCAGUCUCUGGAAGAAGAAGAAGAAGAAGAAGGCAACGAGAGCUCAGACAGUGACACCGAGAACUCGAGCGUCAUAAAGGAUGAAAACGGUGGCAGGUACGACACAGGAGACGAGAGAAAGUUUGAAGAACUCUCGCUUCCGAAUCCAGACUUGAGUUACAUCUCAGAUGAUUCCUCUGAAACUGUGAGAGAAAGUCCACUUGGUCAGGACUCGUUAUGA
Molecule: messenger RNA, 1771 nt
Organism: Euleptes europaea (tarantolino)
Lineage: Eukaryota; Metazoa; Chordata; Lepidosauria; Squamata; Sphaerodactylidae
Gene: CCDC149
Product: coiled-coil domain containing 149
Exons: 13
Coding region: 23-1771 (582 amino acids)
Source: RefSeq, a predicted model, not a curated record